CCUGCUGAUGACUCCGGCCCCUGGCUAGAGGGUAGGCGGUGUGGAGCAGCGCGCGCAGGCGAGGCCAGGGCAAGGUGGGUGCAGGACUUUAGCCGGUUGAGAAGGCUCAAGCAGGCAUUUGGAGCACAGGAGUCUACAAACUUUUAAGGGGCAGGUUCAAGAAGGAAAACUUCCCUUUUGCUGUGAAACUAUUUGGCAAGAGGCUGGAGGGCCCAAUGGCUGCAAAAUCACAACCCAACAUUCCCAAAGCCAAGAGUCUAGAUGGCGUCACCAAUGACAGAACUGCAUCUGAAGGGCAGUGGGGCCGUGCCUGGGAGGUAGACUGGUUUUCACUGGCGAGCGUCAUCUUCCUACUGCUGUGCGCCCCGUUCAUCGUCUACUACUUCAUCAUGGCGUGUGACCAGUACAGCUGUGCCCUGACCGGCCCCGUGGUGGACAUCGCCACCGGACGUGCUCGGCUCUCGGACAUCUGGGCCAAGACUCCACCUAUAACGAGGAAAGCUGCCCAGCUCUAUACCUUGUGGGUCACCUUCCAGGUGCUUCUGUACACGUCUCUCCCUGACUUCUGCCAUAAGUUUCUACCCGGCUACGUAGGAGGCAUCCAGGAGGGGGCCGUGACUCCUGCAGGGGUUGUGAACAAGUAUCAGAUCAACGGCCUGCAAGCCUGGAUCCUCACGCACCUGCUCUGGUUUGCAAAUGCUCAUCUCCUGUCCUGGUUCUCGCCCACCAUCAUCUUCGACAACUGGAUCCCGCUGCUGUGGUGCGCCAACAUCCUUGGCUAUGCCGUCUCCACCUUCGCCAUGGUCAAGGGCUACUUCUUCCCCACCAGCGCCAGAGACUGCUUCCCAGGAGAGCCCUGCUGGCUUGUACUUCCCAUGGCUGGACAGUGCAAAUUCACAGGCAAUUUCUUUUACAACUACAUGAUGGGCGUCGAGUUUAACCCUCGGAUCGGGAAGUGGUUUGACUUCAAGCUGUUCUUCAAUGGGCGCCCCGGCAUCGUCGCCUGGACUCUUAUCAACCUGUCCUUUGCAGCGAAGCAGCGGGAGCUCCACGGCCAUGUGACCAAUGCUAUGGUCCUGGUCAACGUCCUGCAGGCCAUCUACGUGAUUGACUUCUUCUGGAACGAAACCUGGUACCUGAAGACCAUUGACAUCUGCCAUGACCACUUCGGGUGGUACCUGGGCUGGGGCGACUGUGUCUGGCUGCCUUACCUUUACACGCUGCAGGGUCUGUACUUGGUGUACCACCCCGUGCAGCUGUCCACCCUGCACGCCGUGGGCGUCCUGCUGCUGGGCCUUGUGGGCUACUACAUCUUCCGGGUGGCCAACCACCAGAAGGACCUGUUCCGCCGCACGGAUGGGCGCUGCCUCAUCUGGGGCAGGAAGCCCAAGGUCAUCGAGUGCUCCUACACGUCCGCCAACGGGCAGAGGCACCACAGCAAGCUGCUGGUGUCGGGCUUCUGGGGCGUGGCCCGCCACUUCAACUAUGUCGGCGACCUGAUGGGCAGCUUGGCCUACUGCCUGGCCUGCGGUGGCGGCCACCUGCUGCCCUACUUCUACAUCAUCUACAUGACCAUCCUGCUGACCCACCGCUGCCUCCGGGACGAGCACCGCUGCGCCAGCAAGUAUGGCCAGGACUGGGAGCGCUACACCGCCGCGGUGCCUUACCGCCUGCUGCCUGGAAUCUUCUAACGCAGCACCCUAGGGAGAAGCCCUGAGGGGCUGUCAAGAGCGUGUUCUGCCAGGUCCAUGGGGGCUGGCAUCCCAGCUCCAACUCUAGGAGCCUCAGUUUCCUCCUCUGUAAACUGGAGAGAGCCCGGCACUUGGCAGGUGUCCAGUACAUAAUAAUGCUCUGUUCCUUGCUUUUGCCUUCAAGGGAAUUCUGAGUGUCCACCACUGCCGUAUUGCCAGCACAGACGGAUUUACUCUAAUCAGUGUCCCUGGGGCAGGAGGAUGACCCGGUCACCUUUACUAGUCCUUUAGAGACAAUUUACCUGUAUUAGGAGCCCAGGCUGCGCUGCACUCUGCCCACACUGGUGAGCAGGAGUCUUCCCAUGCCCUGUCAUUAGGCUGCAUUUACUCCUGCUAAAUAAAAGUGGGAGUGGGGUGUGCGCGUUAUCCAUGUAUUGCCUUUCAGCUCUAGAUCCCCCCUCCCUUGCCUGCUGUGCAGUCAUGGGCGGGGCCCGUGCACUGUUUCUUCUUGGUAGCGUGCACGGUGUUGAACUGGGACUCUGGCAAGAAAGGGGCUUUCAUAUGGUUUCCUUCCUGCUCCGGCUGCAUAGCUGCCAGGGGUGCUCUGCCUGGAGUGUGCAGACUUCAGAGAGGUCCCAGCACCGGCUGUGGCCUUUCAGGUGUAGGCAAGUGAGCUCUGCUCCCCAAUUCCCUGUGAGUGCCCACCCUCUCGAAAGAAUUUUCUGCUUGCCCUGUGACUGCACAGGCUCUGGCUCGAGCAACCCAGGGAACUUCACCCUCAGGGGCCUCCCACGCCUUCUCCAGCAAGGAGGUCUCAGUCCCAGCCUUGGGGGGGCACCUCCUUUUCCGUGCUGUCUUACCUGAGGCAUUCUCCCUCAUCCCUAGGGUGUUGUGUAAAACUCUUUUUAAACUUUAUGCUCCGAGUAGAGUUCAUCUUUAUAUUAAACUUUCCCUGUUCAAAUAA
This is a messenger RNA of Symphalangus syndactylus (siamang), 2655 nucleotides long. It is a transcript of the gene DHCR7, whose product is annotated as 7-dehydrocholesterol reductase. The record is from RefSeq and is a predicted model, not a curated record. Lineage: Eukaryota; Metazoa; Chordata; Mammalia; Primates; Hylobatidae. Gene Ontology annotation, molecular function: 7-dehydrocholesterol reductase activity. Gene Ontology annotation, cellular component: endoplasmic reticulum membrane. Gene Ontology annotation, biological process: cholesterol biosynthetic process; brassinosteroid biosynthetic process.